Messenger RNA from Euleptes europaea (tarantolino), 1036 nucleotides. It is a transcript of the gene ISG20L2, whose product is annotated as interferon stimulated exonuclease gene 20 like 2. The record is from RefSeq and is a predicted model, not a curated record. Gene Ontology annotation, molecular function: 3'-5'-RNA exonuclease activity; nucleic acid binding. Gene Ontology annotation, cellular component: nucleus. The coding region runs from base 1 to 1035 and encodes 344 amino acids. The transcript has 3 exons. NCBI's taxonomy places the organism in Eukaryota, Metazoa, Chordata, Lepidosauria, Squamata, Sphaerodactylidae.
AUGUCAGAUAUCAUUCUGAAUCUGGACACAGCCCUUCACGAGUGUCCAAAGAGGGGCUCUGAAGGCAGCAAGAAGCACCAGCGCUUCGUCAGACGACGACGCUUCUUGGAGAAAAAGGGCUUCUUGAAACAGAAGCAGCUGCCGCCAGAAUCUGCCCUGCCCAAACGCGAUGCUUCUCACAGGGGCAGAGGGGUGGACCGGGAGAGGGGAAAGAAGAGACAGAAGACUGACAGUCAGGGUGGCCAAGGAGGGGAAGGAAAGGAGGGUGACUUUGUGCGCGGGCCCAAAAUGCUGCCCAAGGAAAAUGCCACUCGCAGCAGCAAGACUCCAGGGCCUCGUCCCUGCAGCCAGCCUGGGGUCCUGGCAGCACCCAGCAAAACAGGAAGCGGCUCAGCAAAGCCCAGCGGAACCACAAACAACUGCAGCACAGGUGGCCUCAGCCAAGCCCACCUGUGGAGCGAGUACGAGAGUGGCCUCUCCGCUGCAGCAAUGGUCCUGCCCAGCAAAAUGGUGGCCAUUGACUGCGAGAUGGUGGGCACCGGGCCCGGGGGGCGGAACAGCGACCUGGCCAGGUGCAGCAUCGUGGGCUAUUACGGCGACGUGAUGUACGACAAGUACAUCCGGCCAGUCGAUCCCAUUACCAAUUACCGGACACGGUGGAGUGGAAUCCGGAGGCAUCACAUGAUGAACGCUGUCCCAUUCAAGGCAGCCCAGAAAGAGAUCCUGAAGAUCCUGUCUGGGAAGAUCGUCAUUGGUCACGCAAUCCACAAUGACUUCAAGGCCCUCAAAUACUUCCACCCCAAAUCAGCCACCAGGGACACUUCGAAAAUCCCCCUCCUCAACCGCACAGCCGGCUUCCCGGAGAAUGAAUCAGCCUCACUGAAGCGCCUCACCAAGCAGAUCCUCCACAGAGACAUCCAGGUUGGCCGGCACGGCCAUUCUUCGGUUGAGGAUGCCCGGGCCACCAUGGAGCUGUACAAGGUGGUCGAAGCCGACUGGGAGAGCUACUUGGCCUCGUGUCCGGCGCAGGACUGAU